AUGUACUCCCUCCGCUCCCACCAAGCAGGCGACAUGGGCCUCAUCAUCCAGCGCCACGCCGUCCUCUACGCCGCCGAACACGCCUUCACGGCCGCGUUUGAAGCGCUCGUCGCGCGCAUCGCCGCCGACUUCCUCGACAAGUUCGACGCCGCACGCGAGAAAUGCUGGAUCGCCGAGGCGGCCGACGGCCGCUUCCUGGGCUGCGUGAUGCUGGUGCGUUCGCAAGACGCCGGCGACCUCACGACCGCGAGACUGCGGCUGCUCCUCGUCGAACCGGAGGCGAGAGGCAUGGGCCUCGGCGGCCGCUUGAUCGGCGAGUGUUCGCGGUUUGCACGGGCGGCGGGGUAUACACGGAUCACUCUGUGGACGCAGCGCGACCUGCAGGCGGCGCGGCGGUUGUAUGGCCGGGAGGGAUACGAGAUGGUCCAGGAGGAGGAGCAUGAGAAGGUUGGGCGGAGGGUGGUUGGAGAGGAGUGGCUGUUGGUUUUGUAG
Penicilliopsis zonata CBS 506.65 is the source of this 492-nucleotide messenger RNA. RefSeq lists its product as hypothetical. Bases 1 to 492 code for a protein of 163 amino acids. Gene Ontology annotation, molecular function: N-acetyltransferase activity. The transcript has a single exon. The record is from RefSeq and is a predicted model, not a curated record. Lineage: Eukaryota; Fungi; Ascomycota; Eurotiomycetes; Eurotiales; Aspergillaceae.